AUGAUCGUGAUUAUCACUAUCAUUGCAGAGGAACGCGGACUUAGAACCCUCCGUUAUUUUCCUUACAGAGAUGAUGGUAAAUUCAUCUUCGAUACGAUCCAAAAAGCGGUACGAGACUGUGUCAAUCAGUAUUAUGAAUGUGACGAGGACGUACAAAGCGACUAUGAGCUGCAAAAUUUCAUGAAUGAGGUAUCUGCAGAUGGCGUAGGGAUUGAUGGAGGCAAUGGAAAUGUAAAGGAUCUUCCCAAUGAGUUGACGUCAGUUGACAGUCUUGUGAUUUUCCUGACAAGACUUCUGUGGCAAUUAAGCGCGCAACACGCAGCCUUGAAUUAUCCCGUGGCAGACUAUGGAGGGUUUACACUCAACAUGCCCACGAAGCUGUAUCAAGAUUCACGAGUCUCCGAUGACGUGUUCUCCUUGUUCAAUUUUCCUAAUGCUAACAUUUCUGCGGUGAGCAUUCGUUCCUCGUUAUACCGCCACAUAGUUUUAAUUUCCACAGAGAGAUUAUAA
Messenger RNA from Pocillopora verrucosa, 510 nucleotides. Lineage: Eukaryota; Metazoa; Cnidaria; Anthozoa; Scleractinia; Pocilloporidae. The record is from RefSeq and is a predicted model, not a curated record.